AGGUUUCGACCACUCUCCUACACAGCCCGUCGCUGCCUGCUCGCUUCCUAUCCACCACCACCAGCCGCAGGCCCACCCACCAUGCCCGCAGCGACGACGAAGCAAGACUCGGCGGGCGAGGCUCCGCCCCCGCCGCCCCUGCCCAACCCGUCCACGGCAGCGCGAACCCUGCUGCGUCCCUGCCCGCUCUGUGGGGCUACUUGCAGCCCGCGCUCGACCACAUGGCCCCUGCGAUCGAGGUCAGCUACCACAUGGGCGUGCACACCGCCUCCGAGCAGGUGCCGCCCUCGCCCGGCCCGGUCUGGGGGCCGGGCUGCGCAUACCCGCCAGGACAAGGGCAAGGCGAGCGGGACGGACUUGUACGACCAGCUCGACCGCUACUACGCAGACGCCGCGCGCGAGAUCUUCCUCGGUGCGCCCACGGACGACAGCUCGCUCGUGCACUACCUCGUCCCCUGCUUCAACCGCUACUCCGCCGGCGCGCAGGCGGUCAGCCGCCUGCUCAACUACGUCAACCGUCACUACGUCAAGCGUGCCGUGGACGAGGACCGCGGCUGGCUCCGCCUCGCGGACGUCCUCGACGCCGUCGCGCGCACGAUCCAGGAGGACGACACGCGCGAGAAGAUCCAGCGCCGCCUGCGCGAGCGGCGCACGGAGGAGCUGAAGAAGUUUGGGUUCGUCGAGGGGGCGUCGCCCGCGGACAUCGCGUGUAUCGAGGAGUACGCGGAGGCGGCGAGCCCGCCCGACCGCGUCGUCCACCUUUCCGCCGUCGCCUACCGCCGCUUCCGCAUCGAGGUCCUCGACCCUCUGCUCGCGGCGAAGAAGAAAAAGCCCCCACAGACGGGGGACAAACCGUCUAUGCCGAAGGGCCGUCUCGCGCGGUCGGUGAAGGAGCUGCUGGAGUCGGAGGGUGGAGACGAGGAGGAGAGACGACGACUCGGGGGCGGUUUGGCCAUCGCCAUGAGAACAUGCGGUAUAAAGGUCGACCAUCCACUCCGCAAGAAGCUCGAUAAAUACAUACCGCCUGCUCAGCCUACUGCGACAUAG
This is a messenger RNA of Fomitopsis serialis, 1047 nucleotides long. RefSeq lists its product as uncharacterized. Bases 82 to 1047 code for a protein of 321 amino acids. Lineage: Eukaryota; Fungi; Basidiomycota; Agaricomycetes; Polyporales; Fomitopsidaceae. The transcript has 4 exons. The record is from RefSeq and is a predicted model, not a curated record.